AUGAGGACCUGGGCUUGCAUUUUGCUGAUAGGUUUUUGCUACCUUCCCUUCGCGUUUCCUGAGGAAGCUGAAAUCCCCCAGGAGCUAAUCGAGAGACUGGCUCACAGCGAAAUCCACAGCAUCCGCGAUUUGCAGCGCCUCCUGGAGAUUGAUUCCGUAGGAUAUGACGAUGUUUCAGAAACAGACUUGAGAUCUCAUAGUGUUCAUUCUGCUAAACAUGUCCAAGAGAAUCACCCUGUACCCAUUCGCAGAAAAAGAAGCAUUGAGGAAGCCAUUCCUGCCGUCUGCAAAACAAGAACUGUUAUAUAUGAGAUACCUCGGAGUCAGAUCGAUCCCACGUCUGCUAAUUUCCUGAUAUGGCCACCGUGCGUGGAGGUGAAACGUUGUACUGGCUGUUGCAACACCAGCAGCGUGAAAUGCCAGCCGUCACGGAUACAUCACAGAAGUGUCAAGGUGGCAAAAGUGGAAUAUGUUAGAAAAAAGCCAAAAUUAAAAGAAGUUCUGGUGAGGUUAGAAGAGCAUAUGGAAUGCACCUGUACAUCAUCAAAUUCUAAUUCAGAUUAUCGAGAAGAAGAAACUGGUACAUUUUUAAGAGCCGAGAGAGAGAGAAACAGAGAGGCUUGCAGUAACUUGUUGUGCUGUCAUAAAUGCUACAGCCACCAUCUGUUUCCAGACUACAACUUGAAAGAAAACCAAGCAGCAAUCUCAUAA
Messenger RNA from Emys orbicularis (European pond turtle), 711 nucleotides. RefSeq names its product platelet derived growth factor subunit A (gene PDGFA). Gene Ontology annotation, molecular function: growth factor activity; platelet-derived growth factor receptor binding. The transcript has 7 exons. Lineage: Eukaryota; Metazoa; Chordata; Testudines; Emydidae. The record is from RefSeq and is a predicted model, not a curated record. Gene Ontology annotation, biological process: positive regulation of phosphatidylinositol 3-kinase/protein kinase B signal transduction; platelet-derived growth factor receptor signaling pathway; positive regulation of cell population proliferation. Bases 1 to 711 code for a protein of 236 amino acids. Gene Ontology annotation, cellular component: membrane.